Dryobates pubescens (Downy woodpecker) is the source of this 2386-nucleotide messenger RNA. RefSeq names its product tyrosyl-tRNA synthetase 2 (gene YARS2). The record is from RefSeq and is a predicted model, not a curated record. Lineage: Eukaryota; Metazoa; Chordata; Aves; Piciformes; Picidae. Bases 1 to 1935 code for a protein of 644 amino acids. Gene Ontology annotation, biological process: tyrosyl-tRNA aminoacylation. Gene Ontology annotation, cellular component: mitochondrion; cytosol. The transcript is spliced from 7 exons. Gene Ontology annotation, molecular function: RNA binding; ATP binding; tyrosine-tRNA ligase activity.
AUGCACACGUGGAGCACAUAUUAUGCACUGGCAAACAGACUCAAACGCUGCGGUAACACUGCAGGUGUGUUUCCUUGGUUAAUAGCCCAAAGCGCAACCUUCGUGAAUGCUACAAAUACAGGCAAAACAGAGCAUCUCAAGCUCCUGUACUGCCACCUCGUGGCUGACGCAGGUAUAACCUCACCGUGUCGUGGAGCGGAGAGGAAAUGGUACCUUCUUUUGAGAAUUGGAUCCCACGAUACUGUAGUGGUUGAAUUUGAUUAUGUCCACAUGUACUUGAGAAUAAGAAAAGGACGCAGCACAGAAGGAGAAAAUGUAGUAAACAGUCUAAGCACCGUGGUCUUCCCUAUCACGCCUCUCUGUGACCCCCACCGCGGCAGGAACCAGAGGCGGCGCUCGGAGCUCCGCCCCGGCAGCGCAGUCCAGCCCGGCCCUGCUGCCACCACCCCGCCCCAAUCCCAGAAGCCCCCGGGCAAGAUGGCGGCGCCCAUGCUGCAGCGGAGGUGCGGUCGGGCAGCGGGGCUGUGGGGUGGCCUGUGCGGUGCCCCCCCGCCGCUCCCGCUCCGGCGGCGAGUCCACGAACAGGCGCGGCGGGCCCGGGGCGCCGGUGGCCUACUGGCGGCACAGUGUGAGCGCGGCCUCUUCCAGGAGGUGUUCCCGGCGCAGACCGCAGAGGAACAGUUGCCGGAGCUGCUGGAGCCGGGCCGUCCGCCCCUCACCGCCUACUGCGGUUUCGACCCCACGGCCGACUCGCUGCACGUCGGGCACCUCUUGGCCGUCAUGGGACUCCUCCACUUCCAGCGCGCCGGCCACAAUGUCAUCGCAGUGGUGGGCGGGGCCACGGCGCGCCUCGGGGACCCCAGCGGGCGGGAGCGCGCGCGGGAGCCGCUGUCGGCGGAGCGGGUGCGGGCGCACGCGCGGGGUCUGCGGGCCGGCCUGGAGCGCCUGUUCGAGAACCACCGGGAGCUGUUCUGGCCGGCAGGCGCCGGGCGGCUGGGGGAGGCCGCGCUGCUGGACAACGGCAGCUGGCUGGGCCGGCAGCCGCUGCUCGACUUCCUCAGCGGGGCUGGCGGGCGGCUUCGAAUGGGCACGCUGCUCAGCCGGCAGAGCUGCCAGGCGCGGCUGCGGAGCCCCGAGGGCAUGAGCCUGGCCGAGUUCCUCUAUCCGGCGCUGCAGGCUUACGACUUCCUCCACCUGCAGCAGCACCACGGUUGCCGCAUCCAGCUGGGAGGCGCCGACCAGAUGGGCAACAUCAUGUCCGGCUACGAGCUCGUUACUAAGAUGACAGGAACAGAUGUUUUUGGAAUUACUGUCCCGCUUAUUACCAAUACUACUGGAGAUAAGUUGGGAAAGACUGCUGGCAAUGCAGUUUGGCUAAACAGAGAUAAGACUUCUCCAUUUGAACUGUAUCAGUUUUUUGUCAGACAACAAGAUAACAUCGUUGAAAAAUACCUGAAACUCUUCACCUUCCUUCCUCUUGAGGAGAUUGACCACAUUAUGGAAAUGCAUGCUAAAGAACCUGAAAAAUGGGCCCCUCAGAAACGACUGGCUGCAGAAGUAACCAAGCUCGUUCAUGGAAGAGAGGGGCUAGAAUCUGCCAAGAGGUGUACUAAAGCCCUUUACUACAGCAGUGUGGAGGCACUGGAAGCUAUGUCUGACCAAGAGUUACAGGAACUUUUUAAACAAGCUCCUUCAGCUGAACUGCUGCUUGAACCUGGAAUGAGCGUUCUUGACUUGUGUCGCAAAGCAAAUGCCAUUCUAGAUGGACCUAGUGGGUACCAGAAAAUCACAAAUGGUGGAGUUUCAAUAAAUGGGAUGCGAGUAACUGAUCCUGAGGCUGUUCUUGUUCUUGGGCAGCAUAUUCUCAAGAAUGGAGUGUCAUUGCUUAGGGUUGGAAAGAAAAAUUACUACAUUAUAAAAUGGCUGCAGUUGUGACAGCAGAAUGCCUCCCUAAAAAUGAUGCAUCGUUUUGACUCAGCUGCUCAGAGGCAUACUUGAUGUUUCUAUACUGUGCACUACAAGGUAGCUCACAGACUGCCCAGUACCACAGUGUCAUUCUCAAAACACACCAAGAGUUCAAAUAAAGGCAGCUAAGUUAUACCUCUGAAGAGAAUUUUAGAUACUCUGCCUUUUCAAAGCAUCAUUCAUAAGAGGAUAUGCACAAGAAGAUGAAAGGAUUAAUUUCCAAGCCUGAAGAUGGAGAUGCCUUUCCUCUCUUUUAAGCUGCUGCGUUGUAGAACAGUGGCCCUAUAUGUUACACCAUAACCUACUGCAAGAUGGGCAAAAGCAUCAACAAACCCAGUACUUCUUACAGAGCAUGUAUGCUGCUGUCCAGUUUGACUUCAUUCUAACAGAAGAAACCUGCCUGAGUGGGUAAGGACAAUAA